Molecule: messenger RNA, 1207 nt
Organism: Styela clava
Lineage: Eukaryota; Metazoa; Chordata; Ascidiacea; Stolidobranchia; Styelidae
Product: protein LLP homolog
Biological process (GO): dendrite extension
Cellular component (GO): nucleolus
Molecular function (GO): RNA binding
Source: RefSeq, a predicted model, not a curated record
UACUGACUACUGAUACAUUGGUGUCAAAACUAACUCUUUGACUAUUCCAUUGUUACAAAGUAAUUAUUACAUCAAUAUACAAUAAUGGCCAAGAGUUUAAGAAGCAAAUGGAAGAGAAAAAUGAGAGCUAAGAAAAGGGAGAAGAAUGCACCAAGAGAGCUCGAGAAGCUAAAGAAAAUUUUGGCAUCGAGUAAAGAUUGCAAAGAUGUAAUUAUGACUGAAGAUGUUUGUCAAAUUCAAAAAGGUUCAGAAAUAAAGGGAAAUUUGAAAGUUGGCGAAUCAAAAAAUGAAGAUCAAAUGGAAGUUGAAAAUAAAAGAGAUAAAAAAUCGAUGCUUGAUGAAAAUGGACAAUAUCCUAAAUGGAUGCAUGGGCGUGCUAUAAAAAAAAUGAAACAAAAGCGAAAAAAGAAAGGGAAACUUGGCAACAAGAAGUUGCUAGCUUGGUAAAACUAUUAUCAAAAAAGGAAAAUGUGUUGGGCUUGAUUUCCACUCCUGUCAAAAAGUGUUGGGUAAUUGUCUGAUGGGCAGUUUUCAUAGGUUUAUCAUGAUUAACAAAGCAUAACAAAGAUACUGUGCUUUUGUAUUGUACAUAAAGCGUACAUGUUCAAACAUUGCCAUUACCCCCUGAGUACUUUAUAAAAUGUGUAUUAUUCUUUCAUUUUGGACAUUAAAAAUAUUAUUUGAUGUGAAAUAUUAUAAAUUUAGCUCAAAGCAGUUAAAGUGAACGCUCUGUCACCUUUAUUAAUUAUAUCAGUUUUGAGAUUUAUUAUGAGCUUUUUUGGUGGUAGUUUGAUUUAAUGGCGUAUUUACAAACAAUAUACUGCGACUGACGCCACCCUUUCUAAUUCUCAAACAUGCUUAAAAAAGCAUGUUAGGAAUGUAUUAUUUAAAAAUGAUCAUAUCCAACAGAAUUCAAUACAUUAUUUUGCUCUGGGAGCUGGUUUUGCUAUUUUUCCAUAUCCACAUGAUUAUCUGUUAUUGCUUUUUUCUUGAGAAAAAAAUACCCACACUUAUUUGUAAUCAAUGAUGGUUGGUUUUUUAGAAUUGAAUGUAAUUGUAUUCUGGGUUAUUAUCAGAGAAACUCAUGCAACUCUCGGGUCUUAAUCUUAUAGCAAGCAUUUCUAAAUGAUUCAAUGUUCCAUCUUUUGAGCUGUGUACUAUAUUCAAUGAACUUUUGGUGUCAAUCAAUAUCUCUGUUUUUCUUUAG